Pyricularia grisea is the source of this 1674-nucleotide messenger RNA. RefSeq lists its product as uncharacterized. Lineage: Eukaryota; Fungi; Ascomycota; Sordariomycetes; Magnaporthales; Pyriculariaceae. The transcript has a single exon. The record is from RefSeq and is a predicted model, not a curated record. Gene Ontology annotation, molecular function: zinc ion binding. Bases 1 to 1674 code for a protein of 557 amino acids.
AUGCCGCCACCGAAUACGCCCGAAGAAGGCCUCUUGCCUCCAGCCGGUCGCCAUCGCAUGCAACACAACUACAAUGGCGUCGAGCCGAUCGCCACCAGCACCGACCGUGAAGAUUGGGAUGGUGGGGUUCGAGAGGACUAUGCGCACAGCGACGAGAAUCCCAACCUGGCAGUUCUAAACCAUACCCCAGAGUCAGCUCUCUCUCUCGAGCCAGAGCCGGCAGUACUACCGCCGAGCUUGGAUUGGCCGGCCCUUGAAUACGUGGGGGAGGUCAGUCAGAAUUUAUGGUGCCCCAUAUGCCAAGCUCCAUUGGUUAUGCCUGUUGUUACCAGAUGCGGUCAUGUCUUCUGCUCGGGUUGUUUUGAUGGGCUCCUUGAGCACAGCAAUAAGUGCUGCCCGCUGGACCGCAAGUCGUUUUCUCGUGACCUGGAACGCGGUCGCUUUCCCGCGAGACCGGCCCCGCGCAUCAUACAAAACCUGCUUGACGAACUCCAAGUCCGAUGCCCGAACCGGCGUUGCAACAAGGUCGAAACGCGAAGCUCAAUAAAGCGGCACUAUGAAAGGGAAUGCCACUACACCAAGGUGCCAUGUUCUGCCCCGUCUUGUCAGAAGCUUGUUGCACGGAUGGAUGCUGGCGAGGGCUGCAAGCAUAUGAUAGUCCAGUGUCCUCAGUGUUUUAGCCUCAUCGAGGCUUCGGAUGCGGACGAUCAUUGCGAAAAUGACUGCACCAGCGCGGCAAGGGAAUGCGAACAUUGCUGCGCUUCAGUUCUGCGGCAUCGAUACGCUGUUCAUUUACAGCAAGACUGUCCAGAUAUUCCGAGACCCUGUGAGCACGCUGCUGCAGGGUGCACAUACAAGGCAAAACGUUGCCUCAUUGGGGAGCAUGGGCGCGGUUGUGCAUUUGGCGCCAUCGCGCGCAUGGAGCAAAGCUUUCGAAGGGAAAUGGCUUCACUUCGAGAUUUGGCAGAUGGCCAACAGAUGAAGCUUGAACGGCAAGAGAUGAUUAUUCAAUAUUUGACAGAGCGACAAGACAGCUUUCAUCGCACAGGCUUUGACGAAAACGCCAUCCAUUCCUUCAGAUCUACAGGCUUACCGAACAGAUUGGUUUCCGAAGCCUCUUCCAGCACGGCAAGGCGUAACAAUUCUGCAGCGCAUCCUUCAGGCGACGUUAGUUCACUAGCAGACAAUGUAAUCGGGAAUAACAGAGGAGACGCUCCAAGGGCCUCAUGGGCGAACCCAACUUCCGUGGCGUACAGUGGCGACAGCAUGCAGAACGACGCGCACGGCUUCAUACUUGCAGGGUUGACAAGCUGCGAGGAGCGUGUAGAAAGCCUACAACGACGUUUGGCCGAGCAGGAUGCAAGACAAAGUCAAAUGCUUGUCAAUGAGAUUUUGCCUGUGCAGGACCAGCUGACGGAGCUGCGGACGGCCAUUGCUGGGAUCGGUAUGGAUCUGCGAUUUGUAAUCGCUCGCCAAAAAUCCAUGUACAGUGGCAGCAUGAAUCGGCUCAACACUGCCACAAAUGCAGUGACUCCCGUUGGAAGUGGCACUUUGGCAGCCGCCCCUGAACCUGGCUCGAGCGGACAGGGUGCUAGUGCCAACGAUAGGAUGUUUGAUUCUACAGGAAACUAUGGAGUGAUGCAACCCCACGCAAUCACUCCUCCACGUCUUUGA